GGACGCGUGCGCCGCCAUUAUCAUUUUCGUAUAACUAUAAUUUUUAUGGUAAAAGUUAAAGUAUUAGUAAUAAAAAUAACUGCAAAUUGUUGUAAAAAGGUUCCUGCAUACGACGACACUGUUUUUACAUACAAGAUGACGCUGCCGGACGAUUCCGACAAGCUUAAAAGGCUUAUAAGUGAGCGCGGGUACGUGAAGUCAUGUCUUACACGUAUAGAACGUUUCUGUGCGUCGGGUUUAGAAACCGCAUCACUAGAAUUGCUCCAGGAAAAACGUACACGACUCGUCGAGAUACUCAAGGAGUACGAGAAAUACAACAAGGAAAUUCUAUUCCUUAAUCCAGAUGACAAGGAAAACCCGGAAGAGUAUGAAAAAAAGCGAGCGCUUGCCAUGGAGAAUACCAGCGGUGAGAAAAUGUACUCAUCCGCAGCUGACUCAGCAGGCACUUCUAAAGGUGGUAAGCCUGGCAAGUCUGCCAGCUUUGUAGCAGCCUCGACUUCAUGUUCUCCAACGCGAGUCGCUGCCGCUAACACCAACGGGGCCCUUCCUGGUUAACACGAGCUUCGGUUAUGUUGUCGCAGGCAGCCUGCCUGUGUCUGCAGGCCAGGUAUCCUCGUCAAACUUUUGUGUAACAGUUCAAGACUUAAGGCCGAAUCUUCCAGUCAACUCAUGGGAUCUCUACCGCUUGAUCGUGUUAACGUUACUCGUCCAUUCCAAAUUGUAGGCACCGAUUAUGCCGGGCCUUUCAAUGUAAAGCAAACUAGAAUAAGAAAUCCUGUCAUAACAAAAGCCUAUGUAGUGAUUUUUAUAUGCUUUAUUACAAAAGCUAUUCACAUUGAAUUAGCGUCGGAUAUGACAACUAAUACAUUUUUGUCAUGUUUUAAAAGAUUUAUAAGUCGUAGAAAUAAGCCUACGAAAGUAUAUUGUGACAAUGGAAGUUACUACAAAGGUGCAGAUAAUGUACUAAGGGAAUUGUAUAAUCUACUGAAUUCCACAGGACACCAAAACAAGGUAUUAGAAUAUGGUACCUCUGAAAGGAUUACAUUCAAUUUUAUUCCUUCUUAUAGCCCAGUAUUUGGUGGUCUGUGGGAGGCAGGAGUUAAAAGCGUUAAAUACCACAUGAAACGUGUAAUUGGAAAUGCGGU
Messenger RNA from Pectinophora gossypiella (pink bollworm), 1145 nucleotides. RefSeq lists its product as uncharacterized. The transcript has 5 exons. Bases 46 to 555 code for a protein of 169 amino acids. NCBI's taxonomy places the organism in Eukaryota, Metazoa, Arthropoda, Insecta, Lepidoptera, Gelechiidae. The record is from RefSeq and is a predicted model, not a curated record.